Xiphias gladius (swordfish) is the source of this 2011-nucleotide messenger RNA. Its product is annotated as P2Y purinoceptor 3. Gene Ontology annotation, molecular function: oxysterol binding; G protein-coupled receptor activity. Gene Ontology annotation, biological process: G protein-coupled receptor signaling pathway. Lineage: Eukaryota; Metazoa; Chordata; Actinopteri; Istiophoriformes; Xiphiidae. The record is from RefSeq and is a predicted model, not a curated record. The transcript has 2 exons. Bases 469 to 1905 code for a protein of 478 amino acids. Gene Ontology annotation, cellular component: membrane.
GACUGAAUUACCAUAGAAACUGGUUGGACUGUUCAUAGAAGCAGCUGAAAGCUGAAAUGCUCAAACUGUCAAGGUCACUGAUCCAGCCUGUUAACAACACUGAUCACUGAUUACAGCCGAUGUUUGCUGAGUAUUUUUAUAAACCAGGAAAAGGUGUAUUUGGAAGCUGCUGACAUAUAGCGUCACUGCAGUCGAAGCCUUUCAGGGUUUUUUUUGUAUCUUCUUGUGAUUAUUCUGACAGGUGACAGAACAGGAGCCAUAUGGAGUAAAAGUCAUUGCUGGCACAGGUAAACACCCACUCAUGGAUCUGAAAUCAUCUGAAAAUCUACUGUAGAGGAUCACACAAAAUUAACAUUAAAUGGUGCAGAGUACAAGGAUGACAGAGAAGAAGCUUAACAGAAUCCCAAACAUACAAGCCACAGCCUUGUUCAAAUUACUUCCCACAUGAAAAUCACAUAAUUCCUCACAAUGUCAUCAAGAAGUGGUGUUCCUACCAAUAUCAGUGUCUCAGUACUCCAUGACGUCCUCAGUUCCUCCUCACCCUCUUCUGUUCCCUCCACCACCCCUCCAUCUCCAUCUUGCAGCAUAGAUGAGUCCUACAAGUACAUCUUCCUCCCCAUCUGUUACUCUUUCACAUUCAUCUUCAGCAUCUUCCUUAACUCUGUUGUCCUCUACCGUUCCUUCCGCCAGACCAAGCGCUGGAAUGCCUCUCUGAUCUACAUGGUUAACCUGGCCUCUACAGACUUCAUGUACGGCCUGUCGCUGCCAUUCCUUGUGGCUAGUUACAUCAUGCGUGACCGCUGGGUCUUUGGGGGCUUAAUGUGUCGCCUGGUCCGUUUUCUCUUCUACUUUAACCUCUACUGCUCCAUCUUCUUCCUCACUUGCAUCUCUGUCCACAGGUACCUCGGUAUCUGCCACCCAAUGAAAGUCAUCAAACUGGAGACCAAGAAGGCUGUGAAGUGGACUUGUGUCCUGGUUUGGAUUGUGGUUUUUGCAUUGACCUGCCCUAUCUUCCGGUUUGCUCAGAUUGGUCAUGUGACAAGACUUGGGGCACUUGGCACCAAUGCAAGCAGUACUGACAACACAACCCAUGAGAUAUUAUUGAUCAAUGGUAAUGCAAGCCAUGGUAACUUGGGAGGGGUCAUUGAGGAGUACCAGAGCUGUUGGGACGAUGCCAUAGAUAAGGAGUUUCCUGAUUACGUACCCUAUGGCAUCAUACUCCAUUUGCUGGGCUUUUUUGGGCCUUUUUCCAUAAUUGCAUGGUGUUACUCUCAUGUUGUUCUAACCAUAUUUAGGACUCUGCAUUCGCGGCCCUCGUCCCACAGAGGUCCGAGAGACAGAGAUCAUGAAGGGUUGGAGGGAAGAGAGAGGACAAGACCUGCAAUAGUUGGAAGAGAAGGAGACAAUGGACUGUCAAGGGUAGUGGAAAGAGAUGAAGGGAUUUCCAUUUUUCUUGGCGCCCACUCACCAUAUGCCAAUCGCAGACGUAAAUCUAUCAAGACAAUUAUCACCAUCACCCUCCUCUUUGCUCUGUGUUUUUUCCCCUUUCAUGUAACAAGAACCGUCUUCCUCCUGUUGAAAGUGACUCAGAGAGUCCCCUGUCACACCAUGACCAUGGUCUCUAUGUGCUAUAAGAUUACGAGGCCUUUGGCGUCAUUCAACGCAUGGCUCAAUGCUCUCCUUUACUUCCUGACGAAAGACAAGGGGGGAGCUCACUGCUGCCCAACGGUAAACACCAACAUCCGACAACAUGAUGGGCUUCUGUUGCCACUGAGGUUGAUGGGAAAGGGAGAGGAUGUAGAGGAGGGAGGGAUGGAAGACAGAAUUCACAAUAAGGAGAAUAAAGAACUUCACAACAGUCUGUCAUACAUGCACAGAGCAAAAGUCAGAUAUAUAGUUGAAUGAAUGUUUUGUUGAGAAAUGAGAGUCAAUUUUAGAUGCACUGUAGGGUGUAUUUUACAGGAAAACAUAAUGUUAUAUAAUAUAUGAUAUGAUCACAGUAGCAAAAGCC